UUAUAAUUUAGAUUUCAUUUAAAUACGUAUCAUUUUGAAUUCUCUUAAAACAACGAGCGAAAAACAAAUAAAUAAAUAAAUAAAUAAAUAAGUAAAAAAAAGCAUUAAUAAUAAAAAUAAAUAUUUAAGGAUAUUUUGAAUAUUAUCGAAACAAUGGAUUGCGGUGGUGUUUUAGUAAAAUAUAUAUUAUUCGUAUUUAAUAUACUUUUUGUGGUAUGCGGUCUACUUUUAAUAAUAUUUGGAUCCUUAAUGGUUUCAAACAUUGGCGAGAUUCCAAAUACGCCGGAAAGCAUUCAGGCAAAUAGUGUACCAAUUGUUAUUCUAGUACUAGGCUGUAUUAUCUUCGUAAUUGCCUUUUUGGGUUGCUGUGGCGCUAUUCGAGAAAAUGCCUGCUGUACUAUGACAUAUUCUGUAAUAAUGCUGACCCUGUUUAUAUGUCAGUUGGCUUUAGUGAUUUUCAUUUGGCAGCAAAGGGUACAAAUUUUGGAUAAAAUGGAUGACGUGAUAGAGAAGAUUUGGGAUCAACGUCACACCGAUCAGAAGGUUAUGGAUGCUAUGCAAAUAAGUUUCAAAUGCUGCGGUAAGAAUGGAUUCACAGAUUACACAUUGGCUGGCGAAGCGAUUCCUCCAUCUUGUUGUGAAGUCUCGGCAACUUCGUGCACCGCUAUCGAAGCUAUAACUCGUCCGGGAUGUGUGCGUGCCUUUACCAAUUUCUGGGAAAACAGUAUCAACAUAAUACGCUAUGCGGGAUUGGGAGUUGCGGGCGUUGAAUUGGUUGCAUUUAUUUUCGGUUGCUGUUUAGCUAAUCAAAUGCGGAACAGACACCGCAGAACGCAUUAUUAAAAAAUUCUUAUGUAAUUAUUAUUAAAAUAAUUUUAAAAAAGAGUUUCUUAUUCCGUAUUUAAUUAUUAGAUAUGUAUCUGUUCCGUCGACAUUCAUUAUGUAUGUACAGUGAUAUAAGUUCAAAUAUAUUAUUUUAUUUCUGCAAAAUUUAA
Molecule: messenger RNA, 995 nt
Organism: Glossina fuscipes
Lineage: Eukaryota; Metazoa; Arthropoda; Insecta; Diptera; Glossinidae
Product: CD63 antigen-like
Exons: 5
Coding region: 154-843 (229 amino acids)
Cellular component (GO): membrane
Source: RefSeq, a predicted model, not a curated record